UCCUCCUCGCGGUGGUCAUUUUCACCUCUCAGGUCUUUGUUCACAGACUUCCAGGCUUCAGGGCGCUGGUCGUGAGGAGGAGGAGGUCUGGGAGGCAGCGCGCCUGCCGUGCGGGGUGUGUCUGAGGCUCCUUGAGCCCCAACAGCCCGAGAUUGGGGUCCCCGUGCCCCCCGGACUCCUCCCUGCUCACAGCGUCCCGCAGCCGGACCCCAUUUCACCCUCCAGCCUUGGGGACCGGCCUCUCAGGUCCCGCCGCCCAGGUCCCAGCGCUCAGAAUGGUUAUGAACUUUGAGGAUGUGGCCAUUGUAUUCUCUCAGGAGGAAUGGGUGCUCCUUGAUGAGGUUCAGAGAAUUCUGUACUGCGAUGUGAUGCUGGAAAUAUUUUCACUUGUGUCAUCUGUAGGUUGUUGGCAUAAAAUCGAUUGUGAUGAGGCCUGUUCUGUAUCUAUACAAGGAGAGUCACAGGUCAGGGCUUCUAAGACAGCUCCAAGCACCCAGAAGAUCCCUCUGUGUAAGCGGUGUUUCUCUGUGUUAAAAGGUAUUUUGCACCCGACUGGUUCACAUGCAGCAUAUUUUGAGCAGAAAGCCUUCUGUAGUGACACACGUGUUGGAGACUUCUGUUUUAGUGCAAACUCUCACGAGCAACAGAGGAAUGAAUGUGGAGACGAGCCCUGGAAAGAAGCUAUGGACAGGGCUUCCUUUGUGAGCAGGUCCAGCUUCUACUUAUCUUCGGUGCCUUCCGCCAGCAGGGAGGUUGGGGAAGUCUUGCAAUACAACUCAGAGCUUCCCAAGCACCAGGCCACUCUCAACACUGAGGAGCUACACUGUGGCAGUGAGAUUUCACAGGAAUUUCUUGAUGGAAAAAGUCAUCACCAUUGGGAUGAAUGUAAAGAUGCUGCCAGCCACAACCUGAAAGUUGUUCAAUGUCACGGUGACUGUUCUGGAGACCUGAUUUAUGAGUGUCACAAAUGUAGGAAAGUUUUUAGACAAAUCUUGAACCUAAUUCGACAUAAGAGAGUUCACACUGAAGAAAAGCUGUAUGAGUGUAGAAAAUGUGCGAAGUCCUUUUGUCAAAGGGCUCGCCUCACUGACCACUUUAGAGUUCACACUGGAGAGAAGCCAUAUGAUUGUAGAGAAUGUGGGAUGUCCUUUCGUGAUAGGUCUAAGCUCACUGUACACCUCCGAGUUCACACUGGAGAGAAGCCAUAUGAGAGUACUGAAUGUGGGAAGUCUUUUAGCCAAAAAUCCAGCCUUCUUAAGCACCUGACAGUUCACAGUGGCAGCAAGCGAUAUGAGUGCUGUCAUUGUGGAAAAUCCAACAGUAAUAAGUAUAACCUCAGACAACACCAGAGAGUUCACACUGGAGAAAAGCCCUAUAAGUGUAGAGAAUGUGAGAAGACGUUUAGCCUCAAAUAUCACCUUAUUAGACACCUGAGAGUUCACAGUGGCAACAAACCGUAUGAGUGCUGUGAUUGUGGGAAGUCCUUCAAAUAUAAGUCUACCCUUAAAAAACACCAGACAGUUCACACUGGAGAAAAGCCCUGUAGGUGUAAAGAAUGUGGGAAGUCCUUUCGUCUAAUAUCUCACCUCACUGCACACCUCCAAGUUCACACUGGGGAGAAGCCAUACGAGUGUAGAGAAUGUGGGAUGUCCUUUCGUCAAAGGUCUAAACUCAGUAUACACCUCCGAGUUCACUCUGGAGAGAAGCCAUAUGGGUGUACUGACUGUGGGAAGUCUUUUAGCCAAAAAUCCAGCCUUGAUAAGCACCUGAGAGUUCACAGUGGCAACAAGCAAUAUGAGUGCUGUGAUUGCGGAAAAUCCUUCAGUGAUAAGUCUUACCUCAAACAACACCAGAGAGUUCAUACUGAAGAUAAGCCUUAUGAGUGUACUGUAUGUGGGAAGUCUUUUAGGCAAAAAUCCAGCCUUACUAAGCACCUGAGAGUUCACAGUGGCGACAAGCCAUAUGAGUGCUGUGAUUGUGGAAAAUCCUUCAGUGAUAAGUCUUAUCUCAGACUACACCAGAGAGUUCAUACUGGAGAGAAGCCAUAUGAGUGUACUGAAUGUGGUAAGUCUUUUGGCCAAAAAUCCGGCCUUACUAAGCACCUGACAGUUCACAGUGGCGGCAAGCAAUAUGAGUGCUGUCAUUGUGGAAUAUCCUGCAGUAAUAAGUAUAACCUCAAACGACACCAGAGAGUUCACACUUGAGAAAAGCCGUAUGAGUGUACUGAAUGUGGAAAGGCUUUUAGCCUAACAUCUCACCUUUUUAGACACCUGAGAGUUCACAGUGGCAACAAGCCAUAUGAGUGCUGUGAUUGUGGGAAGUCCUUCAAUGGUAAGUACUCAACACCAGAGAGUUCACACUGGAGAAAACCCCUGUAAAUGUAAAGAAUGUGGGAUGUCCUUUCAUCUAAUAUCUCACCUCACUGCACACCUCAUGGUUCACCCUGGAGAGAAGCCAUAGCAGUGUACUGAAUGUGGGAAAACUUUUAAUCACAAAUCUAGCAUUAUUAGACACAUGAGAGAUCACACUGGAGAGAAGUGUUAAAUGUGCAGCAAAUGUUUUACUUUUCUCAGUAUAAGAACACUGAAGGCGACUCUUUGGGACCUGUUUUUCUGAAUUUAAACCCCUUUUAAUGGAACAUGUACUCUGAUAUAUUCCUCAUAAGUUUCAGGUACAAGUGAGGAUUGAAGGAUCUGCAUUUGUAUUUGCUAACAUGCCCAGACCUACUACCCAAUUGAUGUCACAGUGAGUAUUUGUGGCCGAAGAGAUUUCAUCUCUACCACCUGGUUCACCUGAAGAGCGUACAUCAGUCACAAACCCUGUGUGCUCACGGGAAAUGUAUUCUGUGUUCUUAUUUGUGCUUGAGAAAAUUGUGAUUACUUCAAGUUCUUGACAGGAUCUUCAUUCCUUUCUCUCUGACUAGGGAAUGGUUCUGACCUAGGGUUUCUACAGAGCACCCAUCCUAAGCUAAGGAGUGCUACCACUUUCAGGGACAUUGUGGGUCUCACAUUAUGUUUUUAUGAAUUGUUUUACUUUCUAAUUCACCAGCCUGCAAAUUGCUUACUGUCCUCUGUUCUGGUUUAUGAUCUUUAGUAAAGAUGUUUUUUUAUUUCAUUGCUUUAUUUUUUUUUAAAUUUCACUCUCUGGAUGAUUUGAUACAAAAGUUGUGAUCUAUCAUCAUGGUGAGAUGAACAGAUAUGGUGGGGUCCCCCAAAUUUUCUGUGCUUUGGAAAGCAUAUACUGUAAUAAUGUCAGAAAAAUCACUCUUUGUCCAAUAAUGGCUUAUUUUAUACCACUCACCAAGGCAAUGAAAUAAAGUUUAAAUAACUUUGUGGUUCCAAUUUG
Messenger RNA from Myotis myotis, 3345 nucleotides. Its product is annotated as gastrula zinc finger protein XlCGF26.1-like. Gene Ontology annotation, molecular function: RNA polymerase II cis-regulatory region sequence-specific DNA binding; DNA-binding transcription repressor activity, RNA polymerase II-specific. Lineage: Eukaryota; Metazoa; Chordata; Mammalia; Chiroptera; Vespertilionidae. Bases 276 to 2204 code for a protein of 642 amino acids. Gene Ontology annotation, biological process: negative regulation of transcription by RNA polymerase II. The transcript has 3 exons. The record is from RefSeq and is a predicted model, not a curated record.